Nymphalis io (European peacock) is the source of this 6698-nucleotide messenger RNA. RefSeq names its product NBAS subunit of NRZ tethering complex-like. Lineage: Eukaryota; Metazoa; Arthropoda; Insecta; Lepidoptera; Nymphalidae. The record is from RefSeq and is a predicted model, not a curated record. Gene Ontology annotation, cellular component: endoplasmic reticulum membrane; Dsl1/NZR complex. Bases 132 to 6698 code for a protein of 2188 amino acids. Gene Ontology annotation, molecular function: SNARE binding. The transcript is spliced from 41 exons. Gene Ontology annotation, biological process: retrograde vesicle-mediated transport, Golgi to endoplasmic reticulum.
CUACAUACUGAUCUCUCAGAGUUAAAGUAUUCUGUGUUAUUGAUGAACAUUGUAAUUAUAACGCCACUAAUAAAAAUAUAAUUUAAAUGUUAUAAAUAAAAUACUAUCAAGUAUUUUAUAACUCGCUUACUAUGGCUGAAAACAAGUCAAUUUUGCACGAGCUAUAUGUGUUUUCGGAAUGGAAACCAGAACCAGAAUAUUUGCAAAAACCAGAUAACUUAUUGCCGGAAAAUAUAUCGAGUCUUUGGCGCUGGUUAAAAUUUUUUGGACCAAAGAAAAGUUUGAUUGAUAGUGUAACUGCGCAUAACGAAAGACAGCAGAAAUGGCAAAUAGCUUUAGGCGAUGAAGGAAAAGUUAUUGCAGUUCUAACAGACAGUAUAUUAGAAAUUAGAACGAAGAGAUCAGAAUAUGCGACAAUUGCAGCACGAACUACAGUUGCCCGGGAUGCUUAUGCACAAUGGCGUAAAGUAGUAUGGAGCCCUGACUGUUCAUUUUUAGUGGUAGCUUAUGGUAAUGGAGUAGUCAGUUUCUUUGAUCUUACCGCAUCAAAUCUUUUUAAUAUACCAGCAGAUUGUUCGAGACCAGGUGGUUUGGAAUGUACGGAUAACACACAUGCUGUUUCAGACAUUAUAUUUAUGCCACUUAGAGUUAAAGAUACAAAAUGGAACUGGGAAGUGUUGGUGGUGACGUACGACGGCAAGCUGCGCGGAUACCUCGUGUCGCAGACGGACGGGUACAAGCUGCACCACGUGUUCCAGUUCUCGGGCGGCGUGGCGGCGGCGGUGUACUGCGAGCCGCACAACUCGCUCUACGUGGCCGGACUGCCGCGCCCCGCGCGCGAGCAGGAGCUCGAGUCCGCGGCGGGCGCCGGGCUCACGGCGUGGCGCGUGCUCAACGACGAGCCCUUCUACAAGCUGUCCGUGGUGUCCGACGAGCUGGAGGCGCGACUCGUCAACGAGCGCUUCCAGCUGUACUGGCCGCUCGUCUUCAACAAAAACCUGGACUUCAUCGUGCGCAUGUCGGCGUCGCCCGGGCGCGGGCGGCUGGUGUGCGUGCACUGCUCGGGCGCCGUGUCGGUGUGGAGCGCGCCGGCGCUGCGGGCGGAGCGGCGCUUCGAGCUGGCGGAGCAGCCGCAGCACGCGCUGGCGAGCCCGCUGGCAGCGCCGCCGGCCGCGCCGCCCGCGCCGUGCCGGCCCGCGCACGUGGCGUGGUGGAGCGACGAGGAAAUAAUAGUAUCACGGUUCAACGGGUCGGUGACGGUGUGCGAGCUGCUGGAGUUAAAUAAUAUUCUUGGCAAAAAGCCUGAAUUCUUCCAAGGAACACCGCAGAUCACAUGUGCACACGAUGGUGUUUUCAUGGUGUUGGAGUGCGAAUCAAACGUCAUGCCUGCUAAAAGAUCUCGCAGUGAUGAGUCCAUGGAGGUGGUGACAGCGGACGAGGAAGUCGACGAUUCGAUGUUGGAACUCGCGAAGGAGUUAGUCAAGUCUGUGUUGUACGCUAUCACAGACAUUGAAACAUUCCAGCCCAAGCCAAAGAAGAUAACCGUUGUUUCGAGAAUUUACAGGCUUCUGGGGGUCAAGAGUACGACACCCAUGGAACUGUUCUCUAGAAAAAUUGAAAGUGGCAACUACACGGAGGCACUCUCUCUGGCGGAGACCUUCAAUUUGGACAGCGACCUAGUGUACCAGCAGCAGUGGAGGAAAAAUCCUGUGUCCACUGACGCGAUACACAACUAUUUGAGCAAGGUGCGCAAGAAGAUUUGGGCGGUGCACCAGUGCGUGGACCGGCUGCCGGAGUCGCUGCAGGCCGCCAACGACUUGCUGCAUUUCGGCCUACAGCUCACCAACCAGAAGAUACUGGAAGAGAUAAACAAAGACUUGCCGGAGGAGCAGUGGGUGGACACGGCCGGCGUGACGCUGGAGGCGCUGAACGCCUACACCAGCGAGCUGCUGCGCUGUCGGCACGUCAUGCUGUUCUACAAGGAGCGACUCGCGCUCUACGAGGCUAUUCUUCGUUGCGAGAAAUCAACAUAUGUAAAGGACGAAUACGACCGACUCAGAAGUAAUAGUAUAGUGCAUAGUGCCAUGGAAAUCGCAAAAGAAGGACGCAUAGAAGCGCUGACUUGUCUAUGGCCGUACAUAAAAAGUUUAGACAUGCAAUUGGCCGUCCUGGAUAAGAUACCGGAGACCCUCUCUCCGCUGACUUAUCAACAUCUCCUGCCCACCGACGAAUCAACCGAAUGGUUCGAGAAAAAAUCUCCCAUAAAGAUAAAGCCGGUCGAGCACGAAAACGACUGGUGCAGAAACGAGAUAUUUAGACCGAUAUGGAGCUCCAACUGGUCGGAGGAGGCGGCGGCGGAGGGCGCGGCGGGCGAGCUGGCGCCGUGGCUGGAGCGGCGCGCGCGCGCCAUCGAGCGGCGCAGCGGGCUGGCGUCGCACGCGCUGCAGCUGCUGCGCGCCCGCGCGGACGAGCCGUCUCUGCAGCGCGUGCUGUUCCUGCUGCGCACGCUGGACACGCUGCUCUACGACCUCAACGUCGAGGGCGUCUCGCUCGACGACCUCGAGACCAUGUCCAAUCUCGACAUCUGCAAGCUUCUCAUGAAGAAGUCGACCCGGGCGACAUUUAUCGCGGAUUUGAAGCAGUUCCUGGUACCCUUCAUGCGGCGAUACGAGGAACUAACCGGAUCUUCGGGUGCUUGUCUCUCGGGUAUAAUGGAAUAUCUCGAGGACAUCAGUAAAGAGGAUCUCUCGUACAUAUUACUAGUUCUACAAUCUCCCAAAGACUUUCCGCUGGAAGUGAAGGUACACUUGGAGUUGGUGGAGCGCUGCCUAUUCGCGCACACCGGCACCGAGCAGCUGGACAUGGCGUGCGACCUGCUGGCCACCAUCCUCAAGGAGACCGACGGCAGCAUCUCGGCCGCGGCGCUGGUGCGGCGCUGCGCGGAGCUGGAGCGGCUGGUGGCGGGCAGCGGGCGGCUGGCGUGGCGCGGCGUGCGCGUGCCGCCCUGCGCGCUGCGCGGCCUCAACCGCGACGAGCAGCACGCGCGGCUGCUGCUCGCCCGCGUGGCGCGCGGCCUGGCCGCCGGCGAGGAAAAACCGACGCAACAGGACUGGGAAAGUCUUCUCAAGGACAUGCUAGAGCUCCAAGCUACUCUUUUCGAUUGCGUCACGAAGGAACAGUGCUACGAGAUCUACGCGUCUUCUCUACUGACGUCGGGCGACGCCGCCAGCAUCCGUCUGUCGGCCACCGUGCUCACCGUGUCGCCGGUGGCGCCCCCCGCCCUCCCCGCACAGCCCGCACAGGCCGGCCAGCCCGCGCACGCCGCACAGCCCGCCAGUUACAGGAUAGACUACAAGCGCAGCGUCGAACUAGUUUUGAGCGCUGCCAGGGAGUACUUCAACUCUGCCUCGUCUCUCACUGAUCCAGCCUUGGAGACAGCUAGGUGCUGCCUGCUCUUGAUCGAAGAUGGAAAUAAGGAAAUAGAACAAGAAUUAGAUCUAAUAUCCGCCCUUCCCAUUCUGAGCGCCUUCAAAUUGACCGUACUGCCCAUUCAAGUUCGCCUGUGCGAAGAUAAGAUGAAACUGAUAGAAGAUUGCCUGAAGUCCGACCCGAACGCGUAUCUAGCGAGCCACAAGCUGCUCAAACUGGCGAAGCUGCUCAGGAUCGCCGGUGACGACGAGCAGAACAGGGAGGGCGCGGUGCUGAUGGCGGUGGGCGCGCGCGCGCUGGCGGCGGGCGCGGCGGGCGGCGGCGCGGCGGGCGCGGCGGCGGGCGCGGCGGCGCGGCGGCUGGCGGCGCUGCGCCACGCGCCCGCCGCCGCGCUGCUGGCGCGCACGGCCCGCCACGCGCACGCGCACGCCGACGCGCCCGAGCGCAGCCGCCUGCUGGCCGCCGCGCUGGCGCACGCGCCGCCCGCCGCGCUGCAGGACAUCAUCCGCGCCAGGCUAAACCUGGAGUUGGAGAGUUUGCGACGGAUGGGCGAGGCGUUGACGGAUAGCCGUCGUCUCGACGCGCGCUGGCCGUCCACCGAGGACGAGUUCGCGGAUGCUAUCACUACGCCAGUCAUAGAAAAGAAAGAUUUACUGUCGCCCAUACAGUCCGAGAAAAAAGUCCCGAUACUCGACUUCCUGUUAGACACAGUUCAGAAUAAGUUCAAUUCAAGCGGCAAAUCGGUAUCAUCGGCAUCGGAAACGACGGAGCGCACCGUCCACUGUCCAGAGUUCUAUCGCUCGCUGUACCCGGAACACGACGUCUCCAGCGGCUACUACUGCUACGACCGAUUCUCCAUCCCGGACGACCUCGACGGGGACUCGAGCGUCGGGCAGGCGGUGCUCAAGUGGUUCUACAUACAGAACACGCUGGAGGAGGGCGCGAAGGGCGAGCUGGAGUCCGACGUGACGCGGAUGUGCGCGGAGGAGCUGCUGCACCGGGACACGGCGCUGGGCGUGGGCGCGGCGCUGCGCGUGCGCGGCGGCCUGCGCGCGCCGCCCGGCCGCGCCGCCGCCUGCGCCGCGCUGUACGCCGCGCUCGUGGCCGCCAACGCGCCCGCGCUGCGCGACCACGCCUACCUGGCCGCGCCGCCGCAGUUGGCUCAUAUAACGUUGAAACAAAAAAAAGGAACCGAGGAACAAAUGGAGAUCAUUCGACAAUAUAUCGAUAAGCUGAGCGGAAUGGGUGAGGUAGAGAAGAUCCGGUCACUGGGACUCUCCGUCAACGGCCUACUGUUCAAUGCGGACAAGGACUACCGGCAGGAGGUCAUCUAUCGCCUUGCCAAGACGGGCGGCGCCGAGCAGGUGCGGCUGUCGUGCGCGCUGGCCGACAAGUACGGGCUGGACGCGCUGGACGUGUGGCUGAGCGCCGCGCGCGCCGCGCCCGCGCGCGUGCCGCCCGCCGCGCCGCGCGCGCCCCGCGCCGCCCAGCGGAUUCGGGACGAACUAUGGCCAGUGAUCCAGGGCACCGACUCCGGCGCCCUGCUCAACUUCUUCGCGGCGCUGAAGAAUAUCGAUGACAAGACGCCGAUAUCCGGACUCACCGCCGUCGAACAUAUCAAACUCCUGAAGAAGGCCAAAGCCGCCUCGCAAGAUUUAGAUUACAAGUUGCUGCUGAACCAGCCCUCAGCGGAUCAGUUUACGGAACAUAUUCUAAGCAUAAUAAAGCCAGAGAACGUUGGCAUGCUGAUGAAGUUUCUGCGCACCCUGCCGCCGGCCUUCAAACUGCCACUGUCUGUAAACUCGCUCUUCACGAUGUGGCUCACCAAGUACUUCUUCAGCGUGGGGGCUUCUGGCGCCAGCAAGAAGUGGAUGCAGCAGUGGCGCCAGUGCGCCAGCUACUUCACCAAACUGCCCAAGGACGAGCUGCUGCAGUUCGUAGCGGCCACUUGCUUCACGAGCGAGGCGCUGCUGCGAGUGCCGCCGGGUACGCGUAACCUCAUGAUAAUGCAAGCUGUAGACUACUGCCAACAAGAACAAGAAAAUGAUUUCAAAAUUAGUAAAACCGAACAGUCUUGGGCGCAGGUGGGUCAGGAGCUGAGCCGCUGGGGGCGAUUCCUGGAGAACUACCACUCAGACAGCGUGCAGGCAAUCGUCGCCGCCAGCGAGCUGCCGCGUGAUCAAGUUUGGCCCGAUCUAGAAAUGAGUCACGGCGACACGGAGAAGGUGGUCGACGCACUGGCUCAGCUCGUGCUGCGCGGCGGGCUGCGCCCCGCACAUCUCAGCUCGCUGCUGCAGCUGCUGCGGGUGCCGGCCGAGACGCAGCACGUGUUCCAGCGGCUGCUGGACUCCUGCGAAGAUGAUGUGGACGCGAUGGCGGCGCUGGCGGCGCGCGUGGCGCAGUGGGCGCGCGCGGGCGCGGCGCUGCCGGAGCGAGCGGUGGCGCGCGCGGCGCAGCAGGCGGCGCGCCUCGGCCUGCCGCCGCAGCAGCAGCUGGGCCUGCUGGCGCUGGCCCGCGCCGCGCCCGCCGCCGACCUGCGCCAGCUGGCGCACUCCACGCUGCAGCUGUUCCGCGCCGAGUGGCCCCCGCACGCCUGCGCGAGCCUCACCGAGGAGAGUUUGUUGACGCCGGAGGGUCGAUACGAAGCCUACAACGAAUUAGUGAAUUUGUGCGACAGCUGGCAGCGCAAGAAGGCGAUGGUCGACGUACUCGCGUGCUGGCCGCCUACGCACAGCGAUGGUCGCAGCCUGCACUGCGACUACUUGUACAGACUGCUGUCUCAGAGCGCGGAUGUGAAGGAGAGCUUGGUGCUUAUUAAGCUGUUGUUGACACGACCCGUGCUUGUAGACGAGGAAAUUAAGUGGCUGACUGAAAACGCAGGAAGCAAGUCACUCAUUAAUACAAUUUGGGUGCUGUUACUUAGCAAGUGUGAAACUUCUGAAGAUCUCUUGCGCAAUUUAGUCUUAGAGCACAAGGAAUCGAUCAAAAAAGAAGAAAUUGAAGAUGAUUUGAUUAAAGAGAUAUUGGAUCAGGGAAUGUUUAUUAAAUUGGUGUCUACUCCGUUGUACUCGUCCAUUAUUAACUACAUAAUGAACGCUGAAGUCAGUGGUGUGGAUACAUCAAACCCUUACACUAUCCAGUGGGCGACCACCGAACUUAUGACGGCCAAUUAUUUAGCUGAGGCCGGACAUCUGCAACUUUUAUCAAUCGGUGUUCCGUCUGUGCUUCGUGGGUUCUCCGAAGCAGUAAUAUAUUGCAACAUGCGUUAA